Molecule: messenger RNA, 1077 nt
Organism: Amphimedon queenslandica
Lineage: Eukaryota; Metazoa; Porifera; Demospongiae; Haplosclerida; Niphatidae
Product: synaptophysin-like protein 1
Exons: 5
Coding region: 305-997 (230 amino acids)
Cellular component (GO): synaptic vesicle; membrane
Source: RefSeq, a predicted model, not a curated record
UAUAUAGGCUUACUAUCAGUAUGAUACGGAGGAAUCCAAUUGGCUCCAAAAGGAUCCUAAGGUUAAUGGAUAUCUUUUGACCUAUUUUGAUGUCUCCUAGUUUCUCUAGCGUUCCUCUAGCUCCACUGAGCCUCCCACCAUCUUGCACUUGCCCUUCAGACAUUAUGAAACCAAACUAGCUUUGCUUGAUGAUUUUGUGGGGCGUAAAUAAAGAUAGAACCAUAGAUAAAACUAAGAAAAACACUGGGGGUGUGGCGUCACGCCCAUUUUGAUCACAUGUCAGUUUUUAAUAUACAUCCACAAUAUGGAGAUACACUGGAGAGCUCCUCUUCAACUGAAAGGUUUCUUGAAGAUCGUUGAAAUGAUAAUAGCUUUAUUGGCUUUAUCAUUGGUGGCUGGUUUUACUGCAACUAAUAGGGCUGAGUGCAAUUGGUGGAAUGGAACCAAAGUUUGCCAGAUAACUGCCAAGGCCAGUUAUCCCUAUACAAUAGUCAAUGUUACUUACCAACCAUCUUGUGAGGCUAAUGCAACAUCUGAUGUUCUUAGUGGCGACUAUAAGCAAGCAGCAGAGUUCUUUGUGGCCUGGGGCUCCCUGACUCUAUUCUAUGGGAUCAUUGCUAUACUAGUGUACAUGUUUGCUACUGCUAACAGCAAGUGGGAGUGGGUUAUCAACUACCUCAUUUUGGUGGAUCUGGUAUUUCAUGUUGUUUGGGUUCUCUGUUGGUUUAUAGCAUCAGUCGAAUGGGCUGUUGUUCAAAACGAAAUGAAAAGCUACAUCAAGACUAAAGUCAUCCAUGAUAAAUAUCUGGCAAAUAGUUGUAACGAUACAACAUACAAUGAACCAGGAUCUUAUGCCCAGGCUGCCAUUGCUGAUGUAUUUGGUUUUACAAGUAUUGUUCUGUGGGGUGUUAAUAUAUUCUGGGUGGUCAUUGACACCAGUUUCUACUUGCAAUGGAAAGCAAAGCGAAGCAGCUCUGGAGAAUACAAUCAAAUAUGAAGGAACUUACUUUUUUGAUAUCAUUGUGUUUGAUAGGUUAUUAUUGGGAAAAGAAAAGACUGUCUGUUGUGUUUUGCUAA